GUAUCGUCGAUUCAGUUAACGAGCGUCCGCUUGUGAGUUACGAUCGUUGUUGCGGUGUUGUUUUCUUCUCAGUACUUGGUUAUCUGCUACUCUAUCGAUAUCGUAGCAUGUGCCCACCAGUUCAGAAUCACGUAUACGUUUACCUGCCGCACCACCAGCCCCAUAAUAAACUCGUCUCCUACGGCUACCGUUAGGGUUGCCACAUCAGUUUCUCCACAAUAAUCCGCAACACCUACCGUGUACACCGAUUGAAUUUCGCUCUCCGAAACAGGAUCACCGAUCAGGCUGUAGCUUAAACGUUCGGGUCUCCAUUCGACGUGUACAGUGAUAGCAUGAUUUUUUCUUGGAUAUUUCAGUGAAAUUGUUCGCUCAUUUUCUGAGUGAGUUCGCACGUGGUGAAUGUAGUGUAUACACACGCGCGUCACAUCGAGCCACAUAUUUACCAUCCCGGUAUUAUUGGUGCUACAUUUGAACGUAAACGGGGCACAGAAACCAAGGAAGAAGGAACAGUACGAAGCAGGCUAACGAAAAAAGAAUCGAUCGAGUGAACGGAUCGGAACGGAAAGAUCGGGGACAAGAUACGAAAUUGCGAGAGCUGCCGAACAGCAAAGAAAGAAAGAGAUCGAUAGAAGAAGGGAGAAAGACAGCAAUAGAAAUCUCAUUUCGCCGAGUAACUAGCCACGAGCAAGAUGAGCUGCUGUACGAGUGCUCCGAUUGUAACCCAGACCUGUGAGACUCUUUUGAGCAAAUGCGAAAUACCGAUCAUCGACCUCGCUCACAUGGGGACUGCGAGAUGUCCUCAGAAGGGUGUCGUGAAACAAGUGGCUUCGAAGCUGGUAAGGGCGCUGUCCGAGAAAGGACUGGCCUUGCUCGUCAACCACGGCAUUCCGGAAUGCAAGAUGAAGGCCGCUUACAGAGCUUUCGAUUCCUUUUGCGAGCUACCAGAAGAAGUUCGGAACAAAUACGAGCGGGCUUCGUCGGGCAAUCACGGAUACGUGAAACCAGGACCAUCCCAAUAUACUGAUGAGAAAGAAGCUCGUCAUGUUUUCAAUGUGACCGGAUGCGGGGGUACUCUUCCGGACGAGGAGGUGUCCGGCUUCAGAUCAGCGGUCGAUGAACUUGCUCGUGAUUUCAAGCAACUAUCCGCCAUGCUUUUAACCGCUCUGGCCGUGGGCCUAGAGCAAUCCCAUGAUUUCCUGCUCUCGAAGCAUUCACACAUGCUGGGACCUGGUAACAAGACGACCCUCCGUCUGCUUUACUAUCCACCUCUCGGUGCACCAGUACCAGGAUUGGCUCGUUGUGGCGCGCAUUGCGAUUACGGCACUUUCACUUUGUUGGCACAAGAUUGUGAAGGUGGUCUGGAAAUACAAACUCCAUACGGAGAACGAUGGGGAAGAGUCGGUCAUCUUCCUGGUGCUAUUUUGGUGAAUACUGGUGAUAUUUUAGCGAAUUGGACCAACAAUCAACUUCCAGCAUUAAGACACCGUGUUGUUGUACCGGAACUCUGUGGCCGGGGUCGCCAUUCCAUUGCAUUCUUCGUACAUCCGGACGACAAUAUCCCCAUCGAGCCUUUGGAUACAAAAAUUGCAAUGGCUAAUCAAGAAUCAGCACCGUGUCGUUUACAAAAAAAAAAACGCGGCGUUCUGAACGCGUACCAUCAUCUUCAACGUCGUCUUCGUGAAACUUACGCCUCUUAACGAAGGCGAUUGUAUUUUUAUAUUUUUAAAUCAGGAUAUCAAGGCUACAGAUUAAAAAAAACUUCUAAUUUUUAACUUCAUAACAAUGAUAGAUAUAAAAAUUUGAUUUCUGAAAAUGAAACAUUUUUAAAUUAGUACAAUCAAUCAUUAACAAUGAUAUGAUGAUUCGUAUAUUCGUUUAAAUCAAUAAAAUGUAAAGACCACAGUACUGCAUCACAAAGGUAAUAAUAAAGAAAUUUGUACUUACACUUUGUAAA
Molecule: messenger RNA, 1954 nt
Organism: Osmia lignaria (orchard mason bee)
Lineage: Eukaryota; Metazoa; Arthropoda; Insecta; Hymenoptera; Megachilidae
Source: RefSeq, a predicted model, not a curated record